This is a messenger RNA of Linum tenue, 3747 nucleotides long. The record is from the annotation of a GenBank genome assembly. Lineage: Eukaryota; Viridiplantae; Streptophyta; Magnoliopsida; Malpighiales; Linaceae.
GUCAUGUAUGUAGAACCAUAGGUCAUGUUGCAUUUUCCCGCGCUUGUUAGUAAGAAGGAGGAUAGAGAGAUGAACUUGGCUUCUCUUUUUUCUUCCCUCAAAAGACGCUUCCGUUGUUAGAGAUAGAUAGAGAUUAGAGACAGAGAGUCAGCGAGAGGAAAAGGGAAUAAAUUUUGGAAGCUUAAAAGGCGCUUCUUUGCCGGAUUUCUUGAUUCGCCGCCGGAGGGCUGUCGUUGUUUCUGGGCGAUUGCGGAGCUAGGGUUUUGUGGUGGAUGGAUCUGGAAAUCAGCUGAGAUUUUGAAGACGUUCUUGAUUCGGGAGUACUGCAGCCGACAGACAAUCUGUUAUCAUUUCCACCAGCUUCAGAUAUGGAAGAUAUAUCGUCUUCAACUGCAGUGUCCAUUGAUCUUCAGAGUGAUGGAGGGCAAAAUGAUGCCAUCGAAGUACGGUUCAUGGCGCUAUGCAAGAGUGCCUUAUCUUUGGAGGAGAAUGCUUAUGCACAGGCCAUUAAGAUUUUCAAAGAGACAAAGUAUCUGACAUCGUCAAACACUUCAGCAGUUGGGAGCGGAACGCCUGAAGAAAUCGAAAGAUUUUUGUCUGCAUUUGUAUUAUACUCUGUCAAGAGGCUGUUGGAGUCUACUGGAGAUAAGGAGCACCGCGAGCAGCUGUCCCAUGACAAUGGAUUGACUUUGUGCCGGAUAUUGAGAUCCGUGAAGCUGAACUUUUUGGACUUCUUCAAAGAGCUGCCUCAAUUUGUCGUUAAAGCUGGCCCUGUGCUGUGUAAUCUCUAUGGUGCGGACUGGGAGAAGAGACUCGAGGUACUGAUUCUGAAGAUAAACAUGUGUGUUCUGUUUGAUGUUAACAGGCACUACAAGCGUGCGUAUCAGGAACUUUUUUGGGCAAAUGAUACAAGUGGUGGUGACAAGGAACCACCAGUUUCCAGUACCAUGUCAUUUUCCUCGGACUUUUAUCGUUUUGGAUGGUUGCUCUUUCUGUCCCUCCGAGUCCAUGCAUUGAGUCAUGUUAAGGACCUAGUGACUUCCAUAAAUGGAUUGAUUUCUGUGCUGGCUAUUUUGAUUAUGCAUCUCCCUGUUCAGUUCAGGAAAUUGAGCUUGAAGGAUGAAGGGUGGUUUGCUAAGAGAGGCGAGAAGGGCGUUCAUUUGCUUGCAUCCCUCUGUCAGAAGUAUGAUACAUCAGAGGAUGUCCUCAAGCAAAUGAUGGAGAAGACCAAUAGUUUAAUAGCAGAGAUCUUGAAGGUACAACCUCAGGUGGCCUCUGAGUGUGAAAGUGAAAGCUUGAUAGACAUUGAUACAGAGGGUUUGAUAUAUUACAAAGGUUUGAUGGAGGAAUCUUGCCUGAAAACAAGUUUGAAUACCUUGGAGAAGGAUUACAAUGAGGCACUCCAUCAGAACGGUGAUCUGGAUGAGAGAAUUUUCAUCGACGAGGAUGAUAGCUUACUUGGUUCAGGAAUUGCAUCUGGGAGUACCAGCGAUAAUUUAACGGGAACUAAGAGAAAAUUUGAUCCAAUAUCUUCACCAGCAAGAAUGAUGACAAGCCCACUUUCUCCUUUCCGUUCUCCUCCACCUGGAAGUCUAUCUGGUGCAGUCUCUAGGAUGGCUCCGACACCUGUAACCGCAGCAAUGACAACAGCAAAAUGGCUCAGAACAGUAGUAUCUCCAUUGGUGCCUAAUCCAUCACCAAAACUGGGGCGCUUCCUUGCAUCAUGUGAUAGGGAUGUGACAAAUGAGGUGGUUCGAAGAGCACUGAUAAUAUUAGAAGCUAUAUUCCCGAGUAGUGCUCUGGGAGAGCGUUGUUUGACUGGAAAUCUCCAGACUACUAACCUCAUGGAUAACAUAUGGGCAGAGCAAAGAAGAUUAGAAGCUCUCAAACUAUAUUACAGGGUUUUGGAGGCAAUGUGUACUGCAGAGGCCCAGAUAUUACAUGUGGCUAAUCUGACAUCUUUGUUGACCAAUGAAAGGUUCCAUAGAUGCAUGCUUGCAUGCUCUGCUGAACUAGUUUUGGCAACACAUAAGACUGUUACGAUGUUGUUUCCUGCUGUACUGGAGAGAACUGGCAUUACAGCUUUUGAUCUCAGCAAGGUGAUAGAGGGUUUCGUCAGGCAUGAAGAUUCUCUUCCUAGAGAAUUGAGGAGGCAUUUAAAUUCCUUGGAAGAACGACUUUUGGAGAGUAUGGUCUGGGAAAAGGGUUCUUCAUUGUACAAUUCUCUCACAGUUGCAAGACCUGGACUUUCUGCUGAGAUCAGUCGCCUUGGGCUACUGGCAGAGCCCAUGCCAUCUCUGGAUGCAAUUGCCAUCCACAUGAACCUUUCUUCAGCAGGCCUGCCCCCCAUUCCUCCUUCACAGAAGCAUGAGAGUUCUGCAGUUUCAGGUCAAAAUGGAGAUAUUAUGUCUCCAAAGAGACCUUGCACAGAGUACAUGAGUGUUUUAGUAGAGCGGAAUUCCUUUACAUCACCAGUAAAAGAUCGCUUACUCGCCCUCACUAAUCUUAAGUCAAAGCUUCCACCGCCUGCACUGCAAUCUGCAUUUGCCAGUCCAACCCGUCCAAGUCCUGGAGGAGGAGGUGAAACAUGCGCCGAAACAGGGAUCGACAUAUUCUUUGGGAAGAUAAAUAAGCUGGCUGCUGUCAGAGUCAAUGGCAUGAUUGAAAGGCUACAACAGUCACAACAGCACAUAAGAGAGGAUGUGUACAGUCUAUUUCAGCAAGUACUCAUCCAACGCACAUCUCUCUUCUUUAAUCGCCACAUUGACCAAAUCCUCCUUUGCUGUCUCUACGGAAUUGCUAAGAUAUCAAAAGUAGAGUUGACUUUUAGGGAAAUCAUUUACAACUAUAGGAAGCAGCUGCAGUGUAAGCCACAUGUAUUUCGCAGUGUAUAUGUUGACAGGCCAACAACACGCCACAAUGCAAGGACAGGGCAGGAUCAUGUAGAUAUAAUUGCGUUUUACAAUGAAAUUUUCGUCCCUGCUGCGAAACCUCUGCUCGCAGAAAUUAGUUCAGCUGGAACAAGUACAAAAGCUGAUCAAGGCGUCGAGGUCAAUAGUAAAAAAGAUGGUCAAUGUCCAGCAUCACCUAAAGUAUCUCCAUUUCCAAGCCUCCCUGAUAUGUCCCCAAAGAAAAUAUCAGCGGUUCAUAAUGUCUACGUCUCUCCACUGCGAACUUCCAAGGUGGAUGCUUUGGUAUCACAUGCUUCCAAAAGCUACUAUGCUUGCGUUGGUGAAAGCACUCAUGCUUAUCAGAGCCCAUCCAAAGACCUGGCUGCCAUCAACAACCGAUUGAAUGGCAACCGGAAGGCAAAAAUGUCACUUGCAUUUGAUGGCGCCGAUGUUGGACUGGUGAGUGAUUCCAUAGUAGCUAACAGCCUCAACCUUCAAAAUGGAAAUCAUACAACAUCCGCAGGCGCUCCUUUGAAAACCGAGCAACCUGAAUCUUAGACUCUGUUUGGUCUCCUGCACUUGGGGCUCUCUGCUGUAAAUUCGCUAGUUUGCUCACCCAGGUGCUUCUGCUAGUUUUUGGUAUACUUUAACUACGGCGACAGUAGUAAGGCCGGGGGAGAUGAGGUAUGAGCGGUUGAGUUUAUUGUUGUAGAGUGGCCGCCACCAUCUUCUCCAGUGUUUUCGUCUUCACUGUUAGGUAGAGAUGAACGUAUCGAUUUAAUAAAAACUAUACGUUAAGCGCUCAUAAGAUCCUGCUGUUUGUAAUUUAUGUCUGGUGUUUACUUAAGCAGUGAGC